Molecule: messenger RNA, 2115 nt
Organism: Bactrocera dorsalis (oriental fruit fly)
Lineage: Eukaryota; Metazoa; Arthropoda; Insecta; Diptera; Tephritidae
Gene: Su(fu)
Product: suppressor of fused homolog
Exons: 1
Coding region: 160-1530 (456 amino acids)
Cellular component (GO): nucleus; cytoplasm
Molecular function (GO): transcription factor binding
Source: RefSeq, a predicted model, not a curated record
AAAAUCGACUGUAAAAAACCGAUUACAAUAAUGUAGUAGUUGGUCCCAUCACUAAUUUUUGUAAUAACUUUUCUUAUAUUUUUGUUUACGAUUUUGAAUACCAUGGUUUGAAGAUUCAGUGAAUUUUGUAAACAAGUUCUAAUUUUAUAAUUUUUAAUAAUGGCCAAAGCUCCUGCAACUUUAUCUCAAAGUACAAGAAUGCAACCACCGCCGGGUCUAAAAGCUCUUAUUGACUAUUGUCAAAGCGUUUAUCCAGACCAGCCAAAUCCCCUGCAAGUAACCACAGUAUUGAAAUAUUGGCUUGGUGGACAGGAUCCUUUGGACUACAUUAGCAUGUAUGACAAUAAAGGAGAUCCAGAAAAUGGCAUUCCUCCUCAUUGGCAUUAUAUAAGUUUCGGUUUAAGUGAUCUUCAUGGAGAUGGUCGAGUGCACACUAGGGAAAUAAAUGAUGAACGUUCAGGAAUGGGUUUUGAAUUAACAUUCCGUCUGAUUCAAUCAGAAUCAGGUGAGAAAAGUUUGGGAAAGUCCAAACAACCUCCAACAUGGCCGGCAAACUUAUUACAGGCAAUAGCCCGUUAUUGCUUUCAGACAGGUAAUAUGUUGUACUUCGGAGAUAAUAUACCAUGGCGCAAAAGUUUAAACGGCAGUGAUACUUCCUGUAUAAAAAACAUUCUUAUAACCCAAGAUGUCCAAUUAAGUAGUAUUCAUACGGUAUUUGGAACAGUCGAAUUUUGUCAGAUAGUUGGUGUUACGGAUGAAGAACUUGAACAAGCAUCUCGUUGGAAUGGCCGUGGUGUUCUGAAUUAUUUGCAACAAGACAUACAGACAGGUGGCAAAUGGUGGAUUACAAACAUGAAUCGUUCGCUAAGUGUAUUUGAGCUUUGUCCCGAAUUGCUAUUAAAUUUGCAAGAUGACUUGGAAAAACAAGGAUCUGAUUUAGCUGGAGUUAAUGCUGAAUUUACUUUUCGGGAAAUUCGGGAAAGACCUUGUAUAAAAAAAGAAAUAAACUCAGAAAGUUUAAAUGAACAAUGCGUAUCUGAUGAAAAUAAUUGCGUGGUAAGAAAUGAAGUAAAGUGUGAGGGUUUCCCACAAUCAAUGUCAAUGAGUAGUAGUUCAUUGCAUAAAUCGUGUCCUCUUAGAUAUCAGCCAUAUUCGGCUGACUCAAUAUCAUUAGAUGGAAUUGAAAUCACUUUGGCUCCUUAUGCAGCAAAAUAUCUUAUAUUAGCCAUAAAAGAUCGGGUUCGACAUGGACGACAUUUUACAUUUAAAGCAGAACAUUUAGCUCUAACGCUGGUGUCAGAAACCGUCUCCGGAGCAAUAGUAAAAAAAUCAUCCCCAUAUGGCAUAAUAGGGUAUUGGAUACAAGUGCUUAUCCCUAAUGAGUUAGUUCCUCGAAUGUUAGAGGAUUUCCAUAAUUUGCAAUUAGAUAGUAAUACGGAAUACAAAGAACGUCAGGAAUUAUAUUGGCCUGAAUACAAAUUAAAGUUAAUCAUUGAUAAUCCUCAUAAAUUGGAUCCUAUUUGUCUAUAAAAAUUAUAAAAAAAAUUAAAUUCGCAUGCUAGCUCGAAAUAGAGAAUUUCAUUAUUUCAAUAAUAUAUAGUAAUGUUUUGAACAGUUAUGGAAUUGAUUGUAAACAUCCUAUUUUAUUUUAACAAAUAUAAUAUCAGUAUACUUCAGUGAAGAAAGUAUAUGAGCAUAUGAACUUUUAAGAAAAAAAGUGUUUUCAACAAAACAAAGCAAUUCAAGUUUAUAUUUUUUAAUAGUACUUAUAACUGAAACAAACACAUUAUUAACAAAAUUUAUUAUCUAAGUUUUUAUAAAUUAAUUGUUUAACCUCCCUAGGAGAUAAGUACAUGUAAAUUUAAAGGUUAUAAAUUCAAUACUAAUAAUUAUGUUCAUAUACCAAUAGUUUAUAUUAUUUCAGCACGUAAUAAAACUUUUUAAAAUUAUUAAACUUUAUUUAAGCGAUUUGGCACGAUUUGGUCCGCUGGAGCUUAAAGAAAAAUAUAACCACUAUACCCAAAACUCAUAUUUUAAAUAUCUAUGUACAUAUAUAAAUAAAAAUGAAUCGCCAAAAUGUAUGUACGCUCAUAACUUUCAUACGACUGAACCAAA